CGCCGCGGGACCCGCCAUGGCCGAGCCAGGAGGCUCCCCAGCCGCUGCCGCUGCUCCUUCCUCCUCCUCCUGCUCCUCAGAGCCGCUGGGCAUGGACGCGGAGCCGCCGCCACCGCCGCUGGACAUCCCGCUGCUGCUGGAGGAGCUGCGGGUGCUGCAGCAGCGGCAGCUCCACCAGCUGCAGCUCACAGAGGAGAUCUGCCGCCAGGUGCUGCUGCUGGGUGCCCCGGCUGCCCCCAAAGCCGCCCCAGCCCUCUUUGCCGCCCCCAAAGCCGAGCCGCCGCGGGCCCCGGCGUCCGGGACGCCCCCCAAGCCUGCCUUCUUCCACCUCUACCGCCCGUGGGGGGCGAAAGCCGAGGCGGCGGCAUUCCCAGCGUUCCCGGCGUUGGCACGGGAGAGCUCGCUGCGCCCCAGGAACGAGGCAGAGGAGAAGGUCGGUGGUGGCGGGCGGCACCGCUGCCGCUUCUGCGCCAAGGCCUUCGGCAGCGACAGUGCCCUGCAGAUCCACCUGCGCUCGCACACCGGCGAGCGGCCCUACAAGUGCAACGUCUGCGGCAACCGCUUCACCACCCGCGGCAACCUCAAGGUCCACUUCCACCGCCACCGCGACCGCUACCCUCACGUCCAGAUGAACCCCCACCCCGUGCCUGAGCACCUCGACUACCUGCUGGCUGGCCGCCCCGCCGCCCCGGCAGAGAAGAGCGACACUGCCGAGAAGCCAGCACCGAAGGCGCCGGUGGCCGCCGAGGGGCUCCCACUGCUGCCCCAGCCCUUGCCUGGCUUCGGCAAGCUGGUGCUGCUCAAGGCAGCAGAGGAGAAGGCCAAGGGGGAUGAAAACACCCCACCGGGCAAGCUGCCCGCCUGGGCCUUGUUAGCCAACCACUUCAAAGGUGGACACCACCACCACCACACCGCUGCCGCGUUCCCCUUCCUCUUGGAGCCACUGGUGGCAGCCCCCUCGGAGACCUCCAAGCUGCAGCAGCUGGUGGAGAAGAUCGACCCGCCAGGGACCACCGUGGUGGCAGCUGCCGCCACCGAGGCCCCGGGGACAGCGGCAGCUGCUGGGCUGCCGUCCUCCUCUGUGCCCAACCAGUGCCCGGUGUGCCGGCGGGUGCUGAGCUGCCCCCGGGCGCUGCGGCUGCACGCAGGGCAGCACGCGGGUGCCGAGCGCCCCUUCCGCUGCAAGGCCUGCGGCCGGGCCUUCUCCACUCGCGGCAACUUGCGGGCCCAUGCAGCCGCCCAUCGAGUUGGCCCGGCCACCGCUGCCACCGCCGCCCGGCCCCGAAACUCCUGCCCCAUCUGCCAGAAGAUGUUUGCCGAUGCCCCGGGUCUCCAGCACCAUGUCCGCCUGCACCUGGGUGGACAGAUCCCCAAUGGUGGCCCGGCACCAGCCCGCCAGCCCGAGGAGCUCUCCGAGGAGGAGGAUGAGGAAGAGGAGGAGGAGGAGGAGGAUGCUUCUGAGGAGGAGUCCACCGAGAGUGGGCCUGAGAAGCCCCCCGCUGAGGAGGAGGAGCAUGAGGAUCAGGAAGAGGAAGAGGAAGAAGGUGAAGGUCGUCGCCGGGUGGGCAGCCCCCCGCAAGCCAUGGAGGGAGCUGGAGAGCCCACAGUGGAGGAAGGAGGUGCGCAUGGCAGGGAGGAGGCGCCGGAGGAGCCACAAGCCAGCCCAGCCAAGGAGAAUGCUCACGACGGGACUGCGGCCAGGAAGCCUGGGCAGGCGCCCCCAUGCUGGAGCUGCAGCCCGGCACCUUGUGCCCGCCCACCAGCCCCAGAUGUCCCUCCACCGCCGCCACCACCGCCAACGACUACAACGACGACAACGACAAUGACGAGCCGCGGGGCUGUCAAACCGCCUGACUUCCCAGCCCGGCCGCCGCCACCGGCCCUCUCCUUCUGGAGCCAGUACAGCGCCUUCGUGGCAGCCGGCACCAAGGCGGCCCGCACCCGCCCGGCGCCUGCUGAGGCCGCAGCGCCCCUGCCGCCCGGCCCUGUCGACAAGUAGCACCCCCAGGGGCGUUUUAACACGUUUUAGCGCCCUUUUCAUUUCUUUGGGGUCUUAAUUUUAGCGCACCUCCCUCCCUUCCCCCCACCCUGCCACCAUGGUGUCCCCCUUCCCCCUCCCCAUAGCAUAGUGCCAGCCUUGCCCCCACCCCUCCACCCUCCAUUAAAGCCGUUUGGUGA
This is a messenger RNA of Rhea pennata, 2178 nucleotides long. It is a transcript of the gene SALL2, whose product is annotated as spalt like transcription factor 2. Gene Ontology annotation, biological process: regulation of transcription by RNA polymerase II. Gene Ontology annotation, cellular component: nucleus. NCBI's taxonomy places the organism in Eukaryota, Metazoa, Chordata, Aves, Rheiformes, Rheidae. The coding region runs from base 17 to 1999 and encodes 660 amino acids. Gene Ontology annotation, molecular function: DNA-binding transcription factor activity, RNA polymerase II-specific; RNA polymerase II cis-regulatory region sequence-specific DNA binding. The transcript is spliced from 3 exons. The record is from RefSeq and is a predicted model, not a curated record.